Messenger RNA from Cyclopterus lumpus (lumpfish), 2588 nucleotides. RefSeq names its product sterile alpha motif domain containing 1a (gene samd1a). The transcript has 7 exons. NCBI's taxonomy places the organism in Eukaryota, Metazoa, Chordata, Actinopteri, Perciformes, Cyclopteridae. Bases 135 to 1409 code for a protein of 424 amino acids. Gene Ontology annotation, molecular function: DNA binding; protein binding. The record is from RefSeq and is a predicted model, not a curated record.
CGGCGAGGUUUCCGCUUCUCGGGUUGGACUCGGACCGCGGCUCACGAAAAACACCGUGUACAAGGUUGACGCACCAAGGUAAGGAAAAAAAAAAAAAAAAGCUAGAAGAAAGCGAACCAAAACGAGCAAGAAAGAUGUCCGAAUCCAAGUACCGCGAGUGGAUCCUGGACACUAUCGACUCGCUGCGGUCGCGGAAAGCUCGGCCGGACUUGGAGAGGAUCUGCCGAAUGGUCCGGAGGCGACACGGGUCCGAGCCCGACCGAACCUGCGCAGAACUGGAGAAACUGAUUCAGGAACAGACCGUGCUAAAAGUUAAUUACAAGGGCUCCAUUUCGUACCGAAACGCCGCCAAGGUUCAGCGGAGGAGCAGAAAAAAGGACGAUGUGACGUUAGCGACGGCUGCGAGAAGGAGCGCGGUGGAAGAAGCCAGUCAUUCUGACUUGAGCAACGGGGACAGCGCUUUCGGUCCCGUGGACCCGGACGAGGAGGACCUGGAGGCUGACACCUCGAUGGUCAUGGACACAGACAGUAAUGCAGACGAGGAAGGGGCCGAUGAGAGCCGGGACGGGCAGGACGGACCCUCUCCCGGUCGCACGUUUGAAGAGGCCGCCGUGCACUGUGCCUCUGCACAAGCCGUCUCUGCUCCCUGCUCCCCAUCUGGCACUCGACAUGGCCCCGGCCCGGGCCCCGACUGUGGCCCCGGUUCUGGUCUGGACUGUGCCUCUAUCCCGAAGGUUGGUGAGAGGCCCAGCUCCUUGCCCCCCUCCAGCCCCAGAGCCCUCGCACACAAUGAAUGGCCCUAUCAUUCUGCCGUCUGCCCAGUGGAGCGCCAGCACCCAGGAAUGCAGAGAGACAAAGCAGCAGCCGUGAAGCCAGCAAUCCACUCUGCAACGACCAGCCCCUGCACUUUAAAGAACCGGGUGAAGAAGGAAGAUGAAGGCAAGAUGGUGGAUAGUGGCCUUUUGUCUGACCAGUUGGUACCAGACUAUGCUGCAGGCCUGGAUGAGAGCAAGCAUGUGUCUGAAGGGAGACCACAGGGACUGCCUUUGCCAUCUGACAACUGUACAUUAAUAAAGAACAACAUAGAUAUAUCCGCCUUCACAGCAGACGAAGACAGCCUUCUGAACGGUGAUAAAGGGGACGAAGUCUCUGUGAAGAAGGAGAAGAUGAGCCAGAACUUAAUGCUGUGGACUGUGGCAGAUGUGGCCAGUUACUUCUCAGCUGCAGGCUUUCCAGAGCAGGCUGUGGCGUUCCGAACACAGGAAAUCGAUGGGAAGUCCCUUCUCCUGAUGCAGCGCAGUGACGUGUUGACUGGUUUGUCCAUCCGACUCGGCCCCGCCCUCAAAAUCUACGAGCGCCACGUGAAGGUGCUUCAGAGGACCCACUUCCUGGAAUACGACGACCUCUGAAGCGGCGAUUCACAUUGCAGCCGGACGAUGCUGCAUUGACCCCCCACACGUGCAUGCAGUGCCCUCUCCCAUCAACAUCCUGCCCCGCCACCUUCAUGUACAGAGUAUGUAGAGGGUGAGCGGGGGGUGGUGGGGAGGGGAAACGCUGCGGUGGAAUUUAACUUUCACUGUGAGAAUGACCAGAAACUGAUUUAAAAAAAAAAAAAAAAAAGUCAUCCUACCUCUCAUCACGGGCUUGGUUUUUCACAUGUUUUCUUUUCAUCCAUGUGCCGUUCAAUUGGACUGUCAGGGGAACAGACUGGACCGUUCAGACCAUGUUCCAAUUGGAGGAGCAAUGACCUUUUUGCAAGAGUAAAAUAUGGAUAAUUCAGCCAUUGAAGGGGACUGAGCCUUGCACCAAGUGGACCACAUAUGAGCUGAUUUACGCACAGAGACCCGCUGCACUGCGUAGGGUCCACCAGAAUUGUUGGUUCGGCUGUGGCUCUAAAAUGUCUCUCUGCAUCCUUGCUUGCUCCAUUCCGGUACGUUCUGUUAGUCCAGAACCUCACACAGACAAACAUAAAGCCCAUCUGUUGUUAGUUUCCCUUCUAUUCCGUUUGAUUAGAUGUCAUCAAAGUGCUGGGGAAGUCAGACGUUCUACAUAUCUGCAUCACAAGUCUGAUUCCUGACUUAUUAUGCCACCAAUAGCUGCUGAUGUUUGAUUAUGUCUUCAGUGUCUGUCAUUCAGAACACAAAUAUGAUAUACUACUAGCUGCUGGUAAGGCAAUAUUCUAUUUCUUGUAGUCAUAUUUAGAUCUGACUGUGGUCCCAACUUAAUAGAUUUUGGGGAACAAUUGCAGAUAGAUGUGACGAGGAAACCGUGCAGCCUAUUGGAAUUGGCUUUCAUACAUAAGCAAAAUAAAGUAAUACACCUUGGGAAACGUCAUUGUAAUACCGAAUAUGUUGUUGUAAAUUGAAUACAGCUGCUCAGUGUCGGUUUACACAGCAGACAUCUUGAUCAAAUGCAAUAUUUUAUGUUAUCGUCCAUUUAUAAUUUGUCCAGUGUCUCUUUUUUAAAAAACAUUUUUUAUCGUAAGCCAGCCUCUUGAAUUGUAACAUUCCAUAAGAUGUCUUCAUCUUCAAUGUAUCUCCCUUUUUAUCUGUAACAUUGACACAUACAAAUAAAGCUCAUGUCUCUCA